AUGAGUGUGAUCAUCAUCGGCGCCGGUUUCUCGGGAAUCUAUUGCGGCGUUCGGAUACCAGAGCGACUACGCAACGUGAAACUAACCAUAUAUGAGAAGAACUCCGGGAUUGGUGGCACUUGGCAUGAGAACCGCUACCCGGGUUGUGCUUGCGACAUUCCUGCACAUUCAUAUCAGUACACAUUUGCACCCAACCCGAAUUGGAGCCGGUUUUACGCCCCCGCGGCAGAGAUAUGUAAAUAUCUGGAGUCGGUUGCGGAACGAUAUUCUGUGAACCGAUUCAUCAAGACUCUACAUAAAGUAACCAACGCAAAGUGGAAGGAGGAUAUCUCAAAGUGGGAGGUUACGAUUAAGAAUUUGAAAACUGGAGAGACUAUAGUUGAUAUAGUCGAUGUUGUCAUCAGUGCGCGGGGAAUGCUAAACGAACCCUCUUGGCCAGAUAUUCCAGGAAUCCGUGAAAUGAAAAUCCCCGUACUUCACUCAGCUGUAUGGAAUGAUAGUAUUACUUUUGAAGGGAAAAGAAUUGGCAUUAUUGGUGGCGGAAGUAGCGCCAUCCAGAUUAUUCCUGCUUUGCAGCGAGUAUGUGGCACGCAUUUAAGCUGCUUUAUCCGGAGCACGACAUGGAUCUCCAGACCCUUUGGAGAUUCCGCAUUGAAGACUCUUGGAUUAGGAAGCACCGAUUUUUCUCCGGAGCACAAGGCAAAAUUCACCAAUGACCCUCAAUACUACCUGAAUUUUCGAACCAUUAUCGAGAGAGACGGCAACUCUGCUCAUUCUCUUACCUUCAAGGACUCAGAAACGCAGAAGCUCGCUCGUGAGGAUUUUACAGCGCUUAUGAAAGAAAAGUUGGCAAAGAAACCACACAUCCUUAAAGCUUUAAUGCCAAACUUUAGUGUGGGCUGCCGAAGGCUGACACCUGGGCCUGGUUAUCUUGAAGCACUUGGUGAAGAUAAUGUCGAUUUCAUCAAUACACCCAUUUCCGAAGCUACAGACACUGGUCUUGUGCUACAAAAUGGAGAAAUCAAGGAGCUGGACGUUUUGGUUUGCGCAACUGGUUUUCAGACUUCGGCGCCGCCACCUUUCUCGGUGGUUGGAAAACAUGGUCAAACCAUGAUGAAGAAGUUUGACCCGUACCCUGAGACGUAUCUAUCUCUGGCUACCGACGGCUUUCCUAAUUAUUUCAUGAUGCUAGGUCCUAAUGCAGCCAUUGGCACGGGACCACUUACGACCAUGAUCGAAAAGACGGGGGAUUACAUUAUCAAAUGUAUACGGAAACUCCAAAAGGAGAAUAUCUCGAGCAUGGAACCAAAGUCCGCCCGUGUGAAAGACUUCUCAGAAGUCAUUGAUAGGUACUUCAAAGAUACCGUGUAUAUCGACAAAUGCAGCAGUUGGUAUAAGAGCGAGGGUGGCAAGGGAGACCGAAUUGUGGGAAUCUGGCCGGGUAGUGCUUUGCAUGCACUGGAGACUCUGCGGUCACCACGCUGGGAAGAUUUCAAUUAUGCAUACAAUGAAGAGACCCAGGCUAACCGGCUAUCAUGGCUUGGAGACGGUUGGUCUGCUCCUCAGGUCAACCCCGAAGAUGGCGAGCUGGCACAUUUCUUACAGCCGGCAUUUGUAGAUUUACCAGCGUCGCCAUACCCGGAAGAGACUGUUGAGUAUAGACAGCUCCCGUUCUCACAUUAA
This is a messenger RNA of Trichoderma harzianum CBS 226.95, 1683 nucleotides long. RefSeq lists its product as hypothetical. The coding region runs from base 1 to 1683 and encodes 560 amino acids. NCBI's taxonomy places the organism in Eukaryota, Fungi, Ascomycota, Sordariomycetes, Hypocreales, Hypocreaceae. The transcript has 5 exons. The record is from RefSeq and is a predicted model, not a curated record.